This is a messenger RNA of Prosopis cineraria, 2211 nucleotides long. RefSeq lists its product as uncharacterized. NCBI's taxonomy places the organism in Eukaryota, Viridiplantae, Streptophyta, Magnoliopsida, Fabales, Fabaceae. The coding region runs from base 569 to 1588 and encodes 339 amino acids. Gene Ontology annotation, molecular function: protein kinase activity; ATP binding. The record is from RefSeq and is a predicted model, not a curated record. Gene Ontology annotation, biological process: regulation of mRNA processing; protein phosphorylation; spliceosomal complex assembly. The transcript has 3 exons.
UAAAUUCUUCUUACUAUAAUUGAUUUUUGGUCAAGAGCUAAAUAUUUUCAUCCUAAAACUUGUGAAAAACAAUAAAGAACAAAUUGAUCCACUACAUAAGAUGGGUCAUCAGAGGUUAAGAACAAAUCUUGGCUAAUAAUCGCCAUCAUGCGUGUUAAUAAAUACAAGUAGGUAUGAAACAAAAGGAGCAGACACGGCAUAUGUGGAAUUUGUUGGGCACAGGGCUAUAACUGUAAAGAUACACGUACCCAGGUGAGAUUUGAAAAUAGGUUUGUACGGUAAAUGUAAGACCCACAUUCAGACACAAGACAAAGAAGCGAAGAAGGAAGGAAGGUGGAGAAAAAAGUGGAAAGAUUGAAGAGCUUCUCUUGUCACGCCUCACAAAUAUUGGCACUUUUCUCUCUUUCCUUCUUUAUUUCCUUUUCCCCAAAUCAAAGCUUCAAAUUUGGUCAAGUCCUAGAAAUCCUACGUCCAGGCAAUUUCAAUCAACAGUCAAAUCAUUUCUUAAUUCGAUUCAGAUCAGACUCUUUUUACGGAUAAUUUACAAGAAAACUUUUGAAAAGAGGAGAUGUCUUGCUCGUCGUCAUCAGGGUCCGAGGAAGAGGAUGAGGGCUUCGAUUCCUACAGAAAGGGAGGGUACCACGCCGUCAGGGUUGGCGAUCAGUUCGCCGGUGGGAGGUACAUAGCACAGAGAAAGCUGGGCUGGGGUCAGUUUUCUACCGUCUGGCUCGCAUUCGAUACUCGCAAUUCUACAUAUGUUGCCCUCAAAAUUCAGAAAAGUGCAGCCCAGUUUGCCGACGCUGCCCUUCAUGAGAUAAAUGUUCUUUCAUCCAUUGCUGAGGGCGACCCUUCAAAUUCAAAGUGUGUUGUCCAAUUGAUCGACCACUUUAAGCACUCAGGCCCAAAUGGGCAGCACCAUUGCAUGGUCCUUGAGAUGCUUGGUGAUAGCUUGCUUCGUCUGAUCAGAUAUAGACAUUACAAAGGCCUCCCAAUGAAUAAACUUAGAGAAAUUUGUAAAUGCAUUUUGAUUGGUUUGGAUUACUUGCAUAGAGAACUUGGAAUAAUCCACUCAGACCUAAAGCCUGAAAAUGUCCUUCUCUUAUCCACCAUUGAUCCUGCUAAAGACCCUCUUAGAUCUGGACAAAGCCCGAUCCUGGAGAGGCCUGAGGGAAGCAUGAAUGUCGGAUUUUCAAGUGUCAUUGAGAAAAAGCUGAAAAGGAGAGCAAGAAGGGCAGUUGCUAAAAUAUCAGGAAGAACUUCAUCAUUGGGAGAAGUUGGAGUGGUUCCAAAACCCAACAGAAAUGUUGAUGGAGUUGAUGUGCAAUGCAAGAUAGUCGAUUUUGGAAAUGCAUGCUGGGCAGAUAAGCCAUUUGCAGAAGAAAUCCAGACGAGGCAGUAUAGAGCUCCUGAAGUUAUAUUGCAGGCUGGGUAUUCGUUCUCUGUUGACAUGUGGUCUUUUGCUUGCAUUGCUUUUGAGCUCGCCACGGGUGAUAUGAUGUUUACUCCCAAGUCUGGACAAGGUUUUAGUGAGGAUGAGGACCACCUUGCCCUGAUGAUGGAACUCCUUGGAAAGAUGCCCGGAAGGUGAAUGUUCAUAUUUCUACUCUCUUAGCAUAGUUCUUGAAGUUAUUGUGGCAUUCCUAAUGCUUGCGGGAUGCAGGUUGCCGUUAGUGGAGCAAAAUCCAGGGAUUUCUUUGACAGGCAUGGGGAUCUAAAAAGAAUUAGGAGGCUGAAAUUCUGGCCACUUGACAAAUUUUUGAUUGAUAAAUACAAGUUUUCAGAGAGUGAUGCUCGUGAGUUUUCAGAAUUUAUUGGCCCCCUUCUGGAUUUUUCACCAGAGAAGCGGCCGACAGCACAACAGUGCUUAGAACACCCUUGGCUUAAUGGUCAAGCCAACUCCAAAUAAUGAGAAAUGAUUCUAGUUUUUGAAAAGUUGAUGGUUGGGAUGUUGACAGACUAAUGGAAGAAAGGUAUUUGACAGAGCCAUAGUUACUGCAUUUUAAGCUCCUCCUUCCACAUAUGAUGACCUGUUAUUGGUUGUGAUUCAUUUUUUAUUUGUUCACGUUGUUAUUUUUAUUGGAUCAAUAUACACAAAGAUAUGUAUAGUAGAGAAUUUUGUUCCUCUAGAGACGAUAUGCACGGGAAUUUGCGUGUAUAUUCUUUUUUCUAAUAAAGUUAUUUUGUAUCCAGUAUUAUUGGAUCGAAAUCGAA